This is a messenger RNA of Pyricularia pennisetigena, 384 nucleotides long. RefSeq lists its product as uncharacterized. The transcript is spliced from 4 exons. The coding region runs from base 1 to 384 and encodes 127 amino acids. Lineage: Eukaryota; Fungi; Ascomycota; Sordariomycetes; Magnaporthales; Pyriculariaceae. The record is from RefSeq and is a predicted model, not a curated record.
AUGCAUCUGUCUCCGGCUUUUCUCUCUUUGGUCCUCCUCUGGUCCUCAUCGUCCGUGGUCGCACUCGCAGUUGUCGAAAGGUCAAGCGAGGCCAGGUUGGAUGAUCCCAACGGCAUGGCCUGGACUGGCAAAGUCUUCCCAAACGGGCCUGACGUUACCAUGUUUGGUGACGCCGAGCACAUCCUUGCUCUCAACCCCGGCUAUGCCCCUGAAGACUCAUGGCAUGCCCUGCAGAACGUCACGAGCGAGGCUUCAAAGAUCCAGAAAAGGGUGCCGACCGGCGCCAACCCGAACGGGUUUUUCUGCGGCGUGUACUCCACAGGUGACCGCGGAGACUUGAACGCGGUUCCUGCGGAGCUCCCGCGCGCGAAUGCCGCCGCAUGA